Molecule: messenger RNA, 3966 nt
Organism: Amyelois transitella
Lineage: Eukaryota; Metazoa; Arthropoda; Insecta; Lepidoptera; Pyralidae
Product: potassium channel subfamily K member 1
Exons: 5
Coding region: 408-1607 (399 amino acids)
Biological process (GO): potassium ion transmembrane transport; stabilization of membrane potential
Cellular component (GO): membrane
Molecular function (GO): potassium ion leak channel activity
Source: RefSeq, a predicted model, not a curated record
UUAUUGAAUCACCGUCCACUUAAAAACCAGUCAGCCAUCGGACACCGGCCCCGUCGCAUCGAGACGUUGCACUCACGCGCAUAUAGGGCUUCCGCCAUAUUUGAUUACAAACUACACAGUGCUCCACUAAAAUGUAUCAAAAUGGUGAUUCUUAAACUCGAAAAAUGCCGAUGUGAUACUAAAGUGACGGAAUGUGUUAUGUUUGUUGAACCUAAUCACCCUAAAAGGUUUUUCAAGUACAGUUGACCAAAACUCUGCCCUUAAGGGUUCUAAACUGACACGUGAAGUGAAAAAAUUGAAGUGCGCUAUCGUAAUUUCAAAUUUGCAUUUCGAACAUUUGAAUAUUUCACCGUUAAUCGAAUUUGGAAUUUUAAAAUUGACAUUGAUUUCUUUUUCACUUUUUAACAAUGGAGAAGCUGAAGUAUACGCGUAUACAGUCUUAUGGAAGUAUGAGUUCUGCACGAAGUGAGGAUGAUAUGACUGUUCACAGCCAAUUGUUUCCCUACCCGAAGAAGAUGGUUGUGGAACAGGAGAUAUUGUAUGAAGAAGACCACCCGCCUUUUCAACCGUUAUUCGCUACGACCAGAAUCUUUGGAAAAUCUAGAUUCACUUGUCUUCUGCUGAGUUACGUGAUAUUUUACUUCGUGUAUUUGGUGUCUGGCGCCUUGGUUUUCUCGGCCCUGGAGGCGCCUCUGGAGAACCAGAUUAGGUUGGACGUGAUUAGAGCCAAACAGGAGUUCAUGUUGAAGCACCCGGGUGUUACAGAUGACGACCUGGAGUUUCUCCUUGACGAAGUGGUCCGAGCCAGCAACCGCGGCGUGUCGGCCUCAAAGAACGUGAGCGGCGGUCCUAACUGGAGUUUUGGACAGUCUCUCUUCUUCUCCUCCACCGUCGUCACUACUAUAGGUUAUGGGCACGUCACUCCCCUCUCCAAGCCUGGGAAGCUGUUCUGCAUGAUGUAUGCUCUACUUGGCAUUCCACUGACCCUGGUGCUGCUCUCAGCGCUGGUGGAGCGCCUGUUGUUACCAGCCACCGCCUUGCUGAGGGCGCUGAACGCGUCUCUUGGACAUUUGUACCGGCCUUUUACAAUAAGGCUGGUGCAUUUGAUGAUUAUUGUAACAUCCCUUGUGCUAUUCUUCCUGGUGGUCCCGGCCACGAUAUUCGCGGCCCUGGAGCCUGAUUGGGACUUCCUGGACUCGUUCUACUAUUGCUUCAUAUCCCUGACCACCAUUGGGCUCGGAGACUACAUCCCUGGGGACUCCCCGGGACAGGAGUACCGGCCGCUGUACAAAGUUGCCACCACUUUCUACCUCCUCAUCGGCCUGACCUUCCUGAUGCUGACUCUAACAGUAUUCUACGACAUUCCCCAACUCAACCUUAGCACCGUCUUCUCAUCAGUGAAACUUGACGAAGACCCGGAGAAGAUGCGUCUCAGCGGCUCCGGGGUUAUGGGCCCAGGGUACGGGAUUGGCGGGUUGGUGAUGAGAGAUGAUUAUAAUCAUCACGAUCAACGCAGGUCGGUGGUGCACAUCAGGCCUCACCUGGACGACAGCCCGAGCCCCGAAGACACCACGCCGGUGCAUGCCAGGGACAUGAGAGUACAUUAAACGCUCAAUUUUAUAACUGACAGCUUGAGAUACAUUCCUUGAAAUUUUUAGGUUAGAAUUUGUUUGUUGUUGCGUAAUGUUUUUUAUAAUGCACAGAUAUUUAUAUAAUUUUCAAGAAUUUAUCUAGUUACAUAAAUAAUGGAAAAAAAAAUACAUAAUUUAUUGUAAUGGCAGACUUAAAUUAUGGAUAUGGAUACGUACCAACCAAACGGUAAGCUAUAUUAAAUAAAAAUAUUUUGCAAAUAAUUGGAAAAAUAACAUGCAAGAAUUGGUUUACAAAAUAAAUUGUAAUUCAAAUAAUUGGGAAUGUUCUGGCCGAAUAUUUGAUUAAUUGGUUUCAAAUGAUAAAAAGAUUUUGAAAUUAUUUUAUGCAUAUUUUACGUCUUAAGAUAACUUUAUAACUGAACAAAUUUAUAAGUAGGUACAAAAAGUAAAUGUUUUUUGGAAAUAAUAAUUUGAUUUAUUUAGGUCCUAUCUACCUAUUAUGUAAAAUUUUCAGGAAUGGAUCUUGUCAGUUUGGUAACCAAUACGCGUUCUCGUUUAAAAAUGAUAAUAAACUUGAUGAGUCUUAUCAAUUUAAUAUUAUGUAAUAGAAAGAAUGCAAUUUAGCGUAUUUGUUUUUAUUCUCCCGUUUCUCUUACAAACCGGCGACAAUGUGGAAAUCGAUACGAGUUCACUAGGUAAUUUUAUAUUUUUUUUUUUAUUAUUUGACUAAGUUUUGGACUGAUGAAACCAAGUCGAGAAAGAGAAAAACAGGUUGAUAUUUGCAUUUUGUUAUCUAGAUUUAUUUUAAUUAUUAAUUGUGUAUAACUUUGAUUGAUGGAUGGUUGAAGAGGUUGAUCUUCAGAAAAAUGCUCUCCUUAGUUUUAAGUUUUAUAAUAAAAAUUAUACUACCUACCUAGAUCCUUUUUUUCUAUGCACUACUUGAAAUAUGUACCUAUAGUCAACGCUAAAUUGGAACGUUUCAAGAUUCAGUCGAGGGACGCGAAAUUAUCGGAUAUUUGGAUGUAAUGUAAUUUUUAUUAGAGUUUCCUUUCCUUUUUUAAUAAGGUAACCUUUAUCAAGGACCGUCCUAUGGCUUGGAUAUUGCUGGAGAUAAAUAAAUAUAAACUCAAUAUUACUAGCUGAACUGAGUUUAUAAUAAGACUGACAAAGUUUUUCAAAUUUUCACACUUUUCUAAUUGUUUUUUAAAUUUUUUACGCGAACAUCACAACUUGUUGGACAAGGAUUGUUAAUCUGAGUUUGGUAAAUCAGAGUAAUAUCAAAAAAUAGACUGAUAAACCCACUAUGUAUACGCAUAUUGUAAGAUUUUACAUAAAAAUGAAAAUACCUUUCAGUAACGGUUAUAUCACCAUAUCAAAAACCUUUGCUAUUAUAUUUUAAAGUUUCAUUAGAAAUAAUGGCAUUACACUUUAUCUAAAAUAUUCCAUCUAAACGUGAAAACACAGAUAUUUAAUGUUGUAAAACGUAGAUAUAACUAAAAAAAUAUUUAUAGAUAAAAUAAUAAUAUAUAAUAAAAAUCUUAAAUAUUUAAUAAUAUGUAUCUAUUUGUAGUUAAAUUUGACGUACGUAUCAAUUAUGUGUGAUAGAUGACCAAUAAUUUAGUAGAACCAUUAAAUUUAUUGAACUACUUAUAUAAAAUGAAUUAUAUAUAUGUCUUGCGUUAACAAAAUUUAAAAAUAGGUAGGUAAGUUAUGUCAAUAUUAUUAGCUUACAGAUUUGUAUUUCGGAAUAUUGAAUAGAAGAUGAUAAUUUAAGUACCUAUUUAAACAUUUGAUUCUACCUAUUUUAUGCGAUGAAUGAAAAAUGAGUUAUUUACUUGUAUUAAAAUUUUAUAGGGCAUUUUUAUAAAGUCACCUUCUGUUUAAACAACGGCUGUGACGCGUAUAUAUUUCUUUUCCAUUUAAAUCUUACCUAUUAUGUUUUUGAAUCGAAUUGAAAUCAAUGACAAUAUUUAAAAAAAAAAAAGCUUAUGAAGAGUUUUAGAGUUUAGAAACGAUAAAAACAUAUUUACAUAUAUUUAAUAGAUGGCUGCCUAAAUAAGCUACUUGAGUUAUAUCUAUAGCAUAAUUUUCUAUUAACACCUACCCAAAGUUUAUUAAAGUUUACCAAAAUACCUACACUUCAUUCUUGUGGAAAUAUAAAAGGGAUAUUCAAUUACAAAAUAAUAAAUGUGUUAUAUGUAAGUACCUACUUAUUUGUAAUAUUGAUAUAUUGUUCGUAUGAUUCUAUGAAGAAACCUAUUUGUUAGAAAUAGACGGUAGUGCAUAGUGUUUAAACACAAAAUGCCUUGAAUGGAUAACUGCAUAGACAAAAACUGUAUCCGAGAUUAUUCUUAAUAAAUCAGCUUAAAAGUAA